Molecule: messenger RNA, 1907 nt
Organism: Pelodiscus sinensis (Chinese soft-shelled turtle)
Lineage: Eukaryota; Metazoa; Chordata; Testudines; Trionychidae
Gene: ATP6V1H
Product: ATPase H+ transporting V1 subunit H
Biological process (GO): proton transmembrane transport
Cellular component (GO): vacuolar proton-transporting V-type ATPase, V1 domain; lysosomal membrane
Molecular function (GO): proton-transporting ATPase activity, rotational mechanism
Source: RefSeq, a predicted model, not a curated record
GGGCGCGGCCCCAUGACAGCCCCCGCUGUCUCAGCUGCGUCCCCCAGCUGCCCUGGAGCUGCGGAGCCCGAGAGCGCAGCGCCCUUGCCGGAGACGCUCAGCGCCCCGCGGGCCCGGCCACAGACCGAGGGGAUUUUAAAUUGAGAUUAAAAUGGAUAUUCGAGGAGCUGUAGAUGCUGCUGUCCCAACAAACAUCAUUGCUGCCAAAGCUGCUGAAGUUCGGGCAAACAAAGUAAACUGGCAGUCAUAUCUCCAGGGACAGAUGAUUUCUGGUGAAGACUGUGAAUUUAUUCAAAGAUUUGAGCAGAAGAGGAGCCCAGAAGAAAAGCAAGAAAUGUUGCAAACUGAAGGCAGUCAGUGUGCUAAAACAUUCAUAAACCUGAUGACUCAUAUCUCCAAGGAACAGACAGUUCAGUACAUUCUAACUAUGAUUGAUGAUAUGCUGCAAGAAAAUCAUCAGCGUGUUAGUAUCUUCUUUGACUAUGCAAAACGUGGUAAGAACACUGCAUGGUCCUACUUUCUGCCUAUGUUGAACCGCCAAGAUCACUUCACUGUGCACAUGGCAGCAAGAAUUAUUGCUAAAUUGGCUGCCUGGGGAAAAGAGCUUAUGGAAGGCAGUGAUCUGAAUUAUUACUUCAACUGGAUUAAAACUCAACUUAGUUCACAGAAACUUCGUGGUACUAUGGGUGCUAUUGAAACAGGAACAGUCUCAACAAGUGAUAGUUCCCAAUAUGUGCAGUGUGUGGCUGGAUGCCUGCAGCUGAUGCUCCGGGUCAAUGAAUAUCGCUUUGCAUGGGUAGAAGCAGAUGGAGUAAACUGUAUCAUGGGAGUCCUGAGCAACAAAUGUGGCUUCCAGCUCCAGUAUCAGAUGAUUUUUUCCAUAUGGUUGUUGGCGUUCAGUCCUCAAAUGUGUGAAUAUCUGCGAAGGUAUAAUAUUGUUCCAGUUCUGUCUGAUAUUCUCCAAGAAUCUGUCAAAGAGAAAGUAACUAGGAUCAUCCUUGCAGCAUUUCGGAAUCUUUUAGAAAAAUCUACUGAAAGAGAAACUCGCCAAGAAUAUGCUCUCGCUAUGAUCCAAUGCAAAAUUCUAAAGCAACUAGAGAACUUGGAUCAGCAGAAGUAUGAUGAUGAAGACAUAAGUGAGGAUAUUAAGUUUCUACUGGAAAAACUUGGUGAGAGUGUCCAGGAUCUUAGCUCAUUUGAUGAGUACAGUUCUGAACUCAAGUCAGGAAGAUUGGAAUGGAGUCCUGUACACAAAUCUGAAAAAUUUUGGCGAGAGAAUGCUGUGAGAUUAAACGAAAAGAAUUAUGAGCUAUUGAAAAUCCUGACAAAGCUUCUGGAGGUUUCUGAUGAUCCGCAAGUCUUAGCUGUAGCUGCUCAUGAUGUGGGUGAAUAUGUACGACAUUAUCCUCGAGGGAAGCGAGUGAUUGAGCAGCUUGGUGGUAAACAGCUUGUAAUGAACCACAUGCAUCACGAAGAUCAGCAAGUUCGCUAUAAUGCUCUUCUGGCUGUGCAGAAGCUGAUGGUUCACAACUGGGAAUAUCUUGGGAAGCAGUUACAGUCGGAACAACCUCCAACAGCCACGGCACGAAGCUAAACAUUUCAGAUUGUACGGUGCAACCCCUUCCUUCCUGAGUAUAGUUGGAUAUAUAUAUGUUAAAUUGAUAAAAGCAAAUGUUCUUGGUUGCAAUAUUUCCUGCUGCUAAUGUGUCAACUUCUUUCCUGUUUUCCUCUGGUGCUGUCAACUAGUAAAAUUUAGUGUUCGUUCAGCCACUUCUGACAAAUCUGCCAGUUGACAUCCAACUAUAUUAUGAACAUUCUGAAGAAACAUUGCUGAUACGUACUGCCUUUGUAUGCAUGUAUUUAUUGUUGUCUCAUAAUAACCUUAUUAAAGUAUAUUCAUUCCAGGA